This is a messenger RNA of Lytechinus pictus (painted urchin), 5578 nucleotides long. RefSeq lists its product as uncharacterized. Gene Ontology annotation, molecular function: 2 iron, 2 sulfur cluster binding; nitrite reductase [NAD(P)H] activity. Bases 329 to 1657 code for a protein of 442 amino acids. The record is from RefSeq and is a predicted model, not a curated record. The transcript is spliced from 12 exons. NCBI's taxonomy places the organism in Eukaryota, Metazoa, Echinodermata, Echinoidea, Temnopleuroida, Toxopneustidae.
GCCAUUGCCAUUGGAAGAGUCGGAGUCACUUGCAUCAUCUGAUUCUGGGGAAAUGAAUUGCGAAUUGUCUCUUUCUUUAUAACCGGUUCCUCUUUGAUGCUGUCUCCUCAUCAUCGGGUCGCUACCUGAUACACAUGAUGAAGCUAAUAUUAACAAAGUGACACAAACUACCCUGGCCAUGUUUCGCGCGAAAAUCUAAACUUUAUUGGCUCUUUUCGGAGUUGAAAUCAGAGAUGGGAGAGACUAGAAAGAACUGUGAAUAUGCCGACAGCAUUGUUGGUCAGGUGAUCUUCAGGUCACGUGACGACGAAUGCAUUUAUGGAAAUGAAUGGAAAUGGCGUCUGCUGCCCAAGUCCAAGAUCAUGAAGAUUAUGACAAAUCACUGGUUGACGAGCUUAGAGAUGUUGUUGUGAAAUGUAGAUGGCAAUGUCUAGGACACAGACGGGAAUUCCAGGGAAAGAGAUGUACCAGGAUAUUCUCCAAAGAUGGUGAAGAUGUUGUUUUGGUGUAUCUUCCUCCUGAUCGAUUCUAUGCCAUGGAUGUUAGCUGUCCCCAUGCAGGAGGACCACUCGAUAUGGGAGAUAUUGAAGAGAUAGGAGGCCACACUUGCCUAGUUUGCCCUUGGCAUGAUUAUGACUUCAGACUGGACAAUGGUGAAUCCACCUCUGGGCUUAAGCAACCAGUACAUAGUGUGAAGGUAGUCGAUGACCUUGUAUACAUCAAUUGCAGAGCAGAACUGAUCCCUUUGGAUGAAAGUGAUAGUUCUACGAAAGAUUGUGAACAGCCAACAAGCCAAGAGUCUAGGGAAGCCAGCAUGGUCGAAGAGACAGAGUUUAAUGGGGCUAGUCUGUGUGAGUUUGCUGUGAGAAUCCUCAAUGAACCUGAUGCCAAACAAAAGGUUCAUCUUACAAGAGAGACGCAUCAAAGAUGGAAAGGAGGAGACAUAGCAGAGGUCGGCUCCUGUAAACCACCUCCGAUGCCGCUAAGGGAUAAAUCACUUAACAUCCUUCAGCCAGGAAAAAUCAAGAGAGGAAAAGGGGGCACUUUGGCAAGUAGGAUAGCAGUCCUUCAUUCGUUAGCUAACAUUGAGCAGUGGGCUAUAGAUCUCUCUUGGGACAUCAUUGCUCGCUUCUCCGAUGCAGAACUUGGCGAUGGAUCAAGGUUACCAAGGGAGUUUUUCACCGACUUUGCCAAAGUUGCUGAUGAUGAAGCUAAGCACUUUACUCUCUUAGAAAGUCGACUUGAGAGCUUAGGAAGCAAAUUUGGUGCACUGCCGGUACAUAAUGGUUUAUGGCAGUCUGCUGAGGAGACUAAUGACAGUUUACUUGGGCGGCUAGCAGUUGUACAUAUGGUACAUGAAGCCCGUGGUCUUGAUGUCCAUCCCAAAACCCAGGAGAGAUUUAGACGGCAGUCUGACGCAGAGUCUGUUGAGAUCUUGGAUACAAUCUAUAACGAUGAGAUCACUCAUGUGGCUGCUGGUCUGAAAUGGUUUACAUACGUAUGCAGACAUAGCGAUCCUCCAGUUGACUGUAUACCAAAGUUCCAUGAACUGGUUCGGGCUCAUUUCAGGGGUCAUUUGAAGCCUCCGUUUAAUGAAGAGGGCCGAGAAACUGCAGGAAUGUCAAAAGAGUGGUACUUGCCGUUGGUGAAGACGUGACCUAUCUUCAUAUCAUUCCAAUGGACUACACCAUAUUUGGGACAUUUUAGACAUCUCACCUGAGCAUUACGUAGAGGUUUCCAUCAGCCCUGGUAAGAGCUCUGCCAGUUGGGCUUUGGAAAGAUGUAGCACUUCUUGUCUCAACCGCUUAAUCCCUGAUGAUGGACACUCCAGCAACCCAGAACAUGAAGCAUCACCAUUUCAUCUUCUCUUCAGCUGCUUCAAGCCGUUGCAUCUAAUCUGGUUUAUGGUCCUUUUACAGACUUCUCCCGAACUUAGAGAUGAAAGAAUAUUCUCUUUUCUCUCAUCUUCCACUUCCCUGCCUGUCAGUAAUCACCUAAGCUCUUAUAUCAUUCCUUGUCAAUCUCUCAUCAUUACACUGUCAUGUUCAGGAGAGUCCAUAUACAGAUAACCUCUACCACCAUGUAAACCUUCAAAGAACAUCCACUUAAGAAUUACUGUUUGUCAUUGCAAAGCUAGUCUUGUGUAUUGGUGAUAGUUUGAUGGUGAUGACCCUUGCAAUAACACUUUCAAAUGAAGAUGUUGCAUAAGCCUUCCUGACAUACAUGAAGCCUCCUGUGGCAUUAAAAUCCCAAGACAGAAAGACAUGACCAGACAUAGAAAAGUAUGUCAGUGAUCAGGUUUGGAAAUUGUUGUAUUGUCCACUUUUGGCACAUUGACUGUUAUUUGGGCUACUGUCAGAUAGUGAUUAUGUGAUGAAAAGAAUACAUUGAAAGGAAUAUAUCAGUAAUCAUCAAAUAACAAAUGCCUAUGUCAGUGAAUUUGAAAACCACCUCGUUAGUUUAUCUCUAAUGAUUUUUACUGCUCAUACACAGUUACAACUGGGCAAUUCCAUAAAAUAUGUACGUCCGACCCCCUAUAUGUGGGGACUUCAUGAAACUUUCUGUCUCUGAUUUCUUGUUCGUUUGACAGUCAGUAAUGUUCUCAAGGGUCCAUGACUUGGUCAGUUAAUAAAGUGAAGACUUGAGAAAAAUAGGAGUCGGACGUACAAAAAGGUUGAGUAUUUUAUGGAAUUGCCCAACUGCGAAAAGGCUUAUUGGGUCGAUUGAGUCAGUUGCAGGGUAAAGAUCUUACAUCACCAACAUCUUGGUAACAUAUUUCACACAAUGGUGACAAGAAGUCUUGGAUUUGUCCUAGAUCUGUUAUUUGUGUGUGUUUAUUGUUUGGAAAUUGGAAGAGUUAGAGUAAUGACACCACCUGUGUGUCUAUAAAUGUGCAUUCUUUUCUAAAUCUCCUAUUCUCCUAAUCUGAUCGCAUCUACUAGGACCAUGCACUUAUAGAAUAUGGAAUCGCUGAACCAAUUGUGCAAUAAGAUGUAUCCAUCACUGGAUCCUAACAACCUAUUUAAAUAGUAAUUAUUCAUGUGUAGUGACCAAAGAAGUCUCUCGGCAUGAAAUUCACCAUGAAUGUCUGUCAAUAUUCAGAAAAUUUGUCAUGAUUUGUUGUAAUUGUCAACAGACAAUUGCCCAUUCAUUAUUUUUUUGAUUGAUAUCGAUAUUUCAAAAAAUAUAUGUUCAUAAUAUUUUUUAUACAUAGAAAAGCCUUUGGUUCACCGUGAGAUGAUUCCUAAAAAGGAAUGUUGGGAUAGUGAAAUGAAGAGCAGUUUGAUGACACAUGAAAAUGAAAGAAAUUGAGUUGAGAUCAAUAGGCGAAAAAGAUUGUGAGUCCAUCUCUUUUUAGUUUCUCAUCAAAUUUUCUUCUUCCAUUCCAUACAGUCCCUUUCAAGACUAAUCCAAUAAAAAAAACAUAGGAAGCCUUUUCUACAUUAUCUGUAUACCAUCAUGCAAAUUUUUAAAGGUCAUUAAAUUUGUUAUUAUCCUAGUCGAAUCUUAAUUUGUUUAUUCCUCCAGCACCUAUCCAAAGUAACUUCAAAUCAAGCUGUGUAGUUAUAGUGACAGUGAACACUUCAUUGUUCAGAUUUCAUUUUAUUACAUAAAAAAUUAUUCUUGUAUUUUUCUGAUUUUGUCUAGAUAAAAAUGACUGUGGCUUCUGGUAUCAUCAUUGGUUUUAAUAUUUGUAAUUGUGGUUUAGUAGUAGAUUUGUAAUUAUUUCAUCUGGGCCCUGUCUUACAAAGAAUUCCAAUUGAUCCAAUCAAUCAUAACUCUAUGGAAAUCCAUCAGUGUCAUAAUUUUUCAUACAGGAAAUUUGUAAAAUGUCCUUUGUAUACAAAAGAGAAAACAUCAAAUUGUCAAGAAAUAAAUGAAUUUAUGGAUAUACAUUCAUAUCUCAAUUUUUUUUUACAAACAUGCAUUUUAUAUGUUGACUUUGCUGGCUUUCCAUAGUUGCGAUUGAUUGGAUCAAUUGCAACUCUUUGUAAGUUGGGCCCCUGGGCUCAGUUUCUGGAGUUUGUCACCAUUAAAAAUUGAAGUGAAAUCCUUACUUUGGCUGAGAAGAACCAGUCAAUGAUAUUUACUUCUGUAAUAGAUCAGGGCCCCGUCUUACAAAGGGUUACGAUUGAUCCAAUCCCUCUCAACUGUAUGGAAAUCCAUCCAUACCAUAAUUUUUUCUACAGGAAAUUUACACAAUCUCCUUAGUAAACAUAGAGAAUCACACUGAAUCUUCAAGAGAAUGAUGAAUGUAUGAAUAUACAUCAUAUCUAGAAAAUAUUCAAUGGCAGAAAAAAGCUGCUGAAAACUGCUUAUCUAAUAAAAGAGAGCCAAUGGAUUCAUUAGAGAGUCAAAAGGGGCCUAAGCUUUCGAUCCUAGCAGAAUCUUUGUCGGAGGCAAAAUGACAAACAUAUAAAGUGGAACAAACAUAAUAUAGACCAUAGACAUGCAACAGCAACACUAGAAACAAGGAGACAAAAGGGGCAUUAGUGAGUAGAGAAGACCAAUCAGGUUAGUGAAGGGGAUGAAAGAAAAGGAGUAGGCAGACACAAAGGGAAGUCAGUGUAAGUAAGGCCAGUAAAAGGGAUUAAGACAAUUGGGCAGGCAACAUCAAACAGGAUCUGGAACAAAACAGUGAUAGGGGGUGUGAGGAAGAGAUGAAUAACAAGAGAAUUAGUGAGAGGUGGGUCAAACAGGUUACAAAGAAAGGCAUAAUAAACUGGUGCAUAAGAGUGGGGGAAAAAAGGGAAAGAAAGGGGAACAACUGAUAAUGUGCAAAAGACAUAUAAGUAUAAAUGAAAAAGCAAAAAAAAAAUAUAUAUAUAAAUAUAUAGUGUAACUAGUAUUGUAAAUCCGCUAGGGGUGAGGGGAAAAAACCAUAAUGCUAUACAAAUUCGAGUUUUAGAAGCUGACGUUGAUGGCCAGCCAUAGUUGUGAUUGAUCGGAUCAAUCGCAACUCUUCGUAAGACAGGGCCCUGUAGACUUCCUAUUUUUAUGCUUUCUUUUCAAACUUAGUUUGUUCUUGACAGACUGAAAGAAAGCUAGAGUCUUGCCAAAUAUUGCAACAAAUAAUGUAUACCUAUGUCUGAUAGGUUCAGGGAAUCGGUACUUCAUUCCCAGUUAAUUAAAUUCCAUAAAUCUGAAUAACUAAGCAGACCUACUGUGAAUGAAUAACAGUUUCCAGUGACAACUCUAAAUGCUCCAGUGAACUUGAAUAUUCUUUGUAAACAAAUUUUUUGGCAUUACUCCUAUGUGUUUAAGAUCGCAUGCUCGAUCUUUAAUGAAAAUCAUAAGUCAGAAAAAAUUGGAACCAGUGGGAUUAGAACCUCUGGUUCAAAUUUUUUCUGACUUAUGAUUUUCAUUACAGAUCGAGCAUGCGAUCUUAAACACAUAGGAGUAAUGCCGAAAAAUUUGUUGGCAAAUUAUGAUUUCCUCCUAUUAAAGCCUCUUUAUUUAUUAUUGAAUAUUCUUGUACUACUUGUUUAGAAAUGAGCUGUAUGAAUCAAGUUGUUGCCUGUUAUGGCCCAGUCUUGAAAACUUCUUGUUUAGAUGCAAUAAAAAAACAGUAAUAGAA